Molecule: messenger RNA, 6483 nt
Organism: Anopheles gambiae (African malaria mosquito)
Lineage: Eukaryota; Metazoa; Arthropoda; Insecta; Diptera; Culicidae
Product: homeobox protein 5
Exons: 7
Coding region: 1965-4502 (845 amino acids)
Biological process (GO): regulation of transcription by RNA polymerase II; cell fate commitment
Cellular component (GO): cytoplasm; nucleus
Molecular function (GO): histone deacetylase binding; DNA-binding transcription factor activity; RNA polymerase II cis-regulatory region sequence-specific DNA binding
Source: RefSeq, a predicted model, not a curated record
CCCCACCGUUGUCUCGCAUCCUCGUACCACCACCACUUCCUAACCCCACCCCACUUCCACUCACCCCUUUCAUUUCUAUUACUCAUCCGCUCGUGCUGCUGCUGGUGCUACCGAUCAUCGUUUAUUCGCGCGUCUUCCCUACCCGGCGAUGAAAAGCACUAUCGUGGACGCUAAUCUAAGCACACACAGACACAUGCGAAAUACGGUUGUGCAUAGCUGUGCGACACUUGUCGUCUUACUGGGUCACCGCGGCUAAGCCAGUGCCGCUAGUGGCGGUACAUUCCUACCAAAUUCCGCAUGGAUUAUCACCGACGGCAUUGUGGCCCUUGUUGUUGCUGGCAAAUCGAGCAAAGAAUCGCGUCGCAUCGCAGUGCAAAUGAAGUAAACAUUUUCGAGAGAAUGUGUGACAGCUUUUUCCUUCGGAUCUAGUUCGUGCGGUAGUGAAAUGUGCGAGUUUGACGUUUGUAGCCGGUUCGAAAAAUUGCCGCACAGUUUGACCGUGUGCAUGUGUGUGAUUUGUGCGAGUUGCAGGUGUGCCGUCCGCUGUGCGUAUGUGUGUGAGUGUGUGUGUGCAUUUUCGAGUGCGUGUGACCGCGAGGCGUAGCAAAUUGUGACGCUGCCACAGCUUCCUCCCGGCGGCCGAUAACGGAACGAAACGAGCAAUCACGAUGAAGUCAUUGGUUCGGUUUUCGUCACUCCCGGAGUGACCGUAAAGAAGCGAUCGCGAAAAAUCCGCCGCUGGCCGAAAUUGUUGGAUAGUAGUGGUAGUUGUAGCAUUGGAAAUUUCUAAGCCCCCAGCGGAAAGGGGGCCCCCAGUGAAGAAGGGAAAAGGAGGAGAAAAAACCGCUCUAUGUCUGUGCCAGUGCCCGGUGUCAGUGAGAGUGUGUGUGUGUGUGAGAGUUUGUGAGGAUUAACUUGUGACCUUUGCUUUGGACCGAACCGACCAAAAGACCGCCAUCCACCGUCGUCUCCGUCAUCAACGCACACACCAUCGGAAGACAGCUGUUCGCGCGAAAAAGAUAACGUGAUUGGAGCCCACCCGUAACACCCGGGCGCGCAUGCAUGCGGAGCGAGCGGAAGGGAAGAGCGGCAAGAACACUUCGCACGAGGCCGGCUGGUGGUCUGCAGUGUGUGCACAAACCAUUCCGACUGAUGCAAGAUCAGGAGGAUCGAGCUGGAACACCGACAGCGAGCGAUAACAUUAAGCCCGUAAUGAUGAUGAUGUCAAUAACCUGAGGUACACGGCACCCCGGUUGCACUACAUUCCGGCGAGCAAGGUUGGAAGCGACGAGCUUCACGCACACUCUACCACGCACACCCAUCGAUGUGACGCCGAAUGCACCUGCACUUUUCACCCCGCGCCACCUUUUUCGAAGCGCGCACCGAAAAACCCGUCGUUGGAUCGACAGUCGAUUGAUGCGCACGACUAAAUUGCCACCGCAAGCCCUGAACCGCCGUUUGCACCGCGUGUGUGUGUGUGCGUGUUAAUCGACUUUCGGGUGAAGGAAGCACACAGACGGACCACUGCUCCAAGCCAAAGCCAGCAAAGCUUAACCACUGUGGCGUGAUCCCGUGACGCCAGUGCGACGCCCUUUUCGACGGGACCGAGCGCAGUGUACCAGACAUACACACACACACAAAAAAGCACUCGCACACAGCGAGAUAGAGAAAAGAAAAAUCAUUCAAACAUCCUGACGCACCAGUGGUAUCGGAAACGCAUUAACCGUGUGUGUGUGUGUGUAGCCCACCAGCCGAAUGUGAGAACCAUUAUCGAUUCCAAAACAAAACGAAAAACCGUGCCCCGAACCUGCCAAUUAAAACCGAGCGUUUGUGUCUGUGUGUCUGUGUGUGUUUGAGUCCCACACAGUGCCACUGAGGGCAGCCCUGCUUCACUCCCCCUGAAAGGUUGGUGGCUCACACGGUCACACGGUCCCGGGACGCGGCGCUGAAAAGCCUCGGAGCGCAUGCAUAUGUUGGAGCUGAUCACCGACAUCGCGAUGGCGUCGUCGUCGAGCCCGAUGGAGAUCAGCGAACCCUUCCGCACGGAGGACCUGUCCAAGACGGACUUUUUCGACUUUGUCACAGGCUCCGCACCGGACAUGGCCAUCAGCAGCAGCAGCAGCAGCGCCAGCGGUGGCCCCGGUGGAGGUGGCGGAGGUGGGAGUGGUGCCAACAACAGCAGCAGCAGCAGCAGCAGCAGCAACACCGCAAGCAACAGCAAUACCUGCAACCGUGUCCUGGCGGGUGGAUUGCCCAGCAUGGGCGUGAAUGGGGUGACCGAUCGACCGCCCGUUGGAAGAAAUGGAGGCGAAGGGUCACCGAUGGAUGGAACACCCGCGAACCGAGUGGCCGGCAGCACCGUGCCCGAUGCGAACGAUCAACCGCUGCAGGGAUUCGAUCAGUUCUGGGGUCCGGACAAAGAUGCCAACCGGUUGGAUCCGGCCAUGUUUGAGGAUCUGAAUCGCUAUUGUUGGAUACAGCAGAGCAACACUGCCAGCGCACCGACCAGCAACAGCACCAGCAACAAUGCCACCAACAGCAACACUAACAACAGCAACAAUGGAGCACUCAACAACCAAGUUGCCGAUACAGAUGGACAGAUCUACACACUAACAGUAUUAAAUGGAGCGCCGGAACCGUGGGUACUACGGAAGGACCCAAAUGGGUCGGAACCAACAGCUCCCGCUUCCAAUCUCGAUCUCGACACCAUUCUGGGCGGAUUCCCGGGCUACGUCAAGACGGAAUGCUUCUCCUACGACGACAGUGGCUUCGGGACGGAUCAUCACGCAAAGGAAGAUCCGCACCAUCAGCAGCAGCAGCAGCAGCAGCAGCAACAUCAACAUCUUCAGCUAGUUCAGCAACAUGCGGCCCACCACGCCCACACACAACCUCAACUUCAACAAGUACAAUCUCAGCAGCAUCAGCAGCAGCAGAUGCCUGUUACGUCCAGCAACAUCGUCCUGUCGAGCCAGCUGCUUGACCCCAACAGUGUGCUGGCGUACCAGAACAACAACAACAACGACUGGCAAAUGUCGGACCACAACGUGAUACAGCAGGACACGGCGGAAUCGUUGCUGCGCAGUGCGCUACAGGGCAAGGGCUACACCAAGGGCACCGGACUGCCGCUGCCCAACGGGACCAUCACCGUGCUACCCGCCACCGGUCACAUGAAGGACGAGGAGCUGCGACGGGUGCUGUACUCGGGCGGCGAUCCGAACGACUCGCUCGCCGCCUAUGCCGACUCCACGCUGGCCAGCACCAUGUACGACGAGUCGGUGUUACACUCGCCCGCUUCCACCAACCAAUCGGCCACCUCCCAGCAGCAGCAGCAGCAGCAGCAGCAACAUCAACAGCAUCAACAUCAGCAACAGUUGGUCGCAUCCACUGGACAGGUGACGGAUCUUGGUGCUGGUGGACCGGGUGGCCCCGGAACAGUGGUGGUGGACGACAUGUUCUUCACGCUCGAUGCCACCUUCCCGGAGGACUACGAAAAGCUGAAACGAAUAGCGACGGAGGUGCAGCAGUUCUGCACGGACAACAACAACUACACGGAGAUCAUCGUGGAAGCGCCCGCCAUGGGCAACGGAUGCAGUGCCAAUGUCCCUCCCAACGCCCUGAUGCCGGGUGCGAACAACCAUCAACAUCACACGCUGGGCGUCCUGUCUCCCACGGGGACCGCCGGCUCGACCCUCAACCGACAGCCCUCCGUUUCGACCACCUCCUCGGACGUAGUAACGACGACCUCCUCGACCAAGCCGAAGGCGCCCCGGACGAAGAAGUCCUACAAGCGAUCUCUCAGCAACAGUGCGGCCGGAGCAGCCAACUCCAACAACAACAAUGGUUCCACACUGACAUGUCUCACCAACAACAACAACAACAACACGAGCAUGAGCAACCUCAACACGAUUGCCGGUGGUGGUGGUGGUGGUGCUGGAGCGAUGCUGAGUCCGGGCAGUGCGAACGGCACCGUGUCCUUGGCCACCACUACUACCACCAGCACAACGACCAACACCGCCACCACCAGCCCGACCCAGUGCGGCAACGGGCAGCGCAAGGAGCGCUCCCUGCACUACUGCUCGAUCUGCUCGAAAGGCUUCAAGGACAAGUACUCCGUCAACGUGCACAUACGCACGCACACGGGCGAAAAGCCGUUCGCCUGCUCGCUCUGCGGCAAAAGCUUCCGCCAGAAGGCCCACCUGGCCAAACACUACCAGACGCACCUGGCGCAGAAGAACCCGCCCGGCGGCACGGUCACGAAGCAAAGCAAGCAGAGCCGCCUGUCAACGCCACUGGCGGCGUCGUCGUCCGCGGGCAGCGACCCGAGCACAGGACAAUCGAUGCCGGUCGCUUCCGUCACACCCGUCACACUGUCCGUGGUGAGCGUGGCCGGACCGCUGCCACCGAUGGUGAUCCCACAGGCACAAUCACCGCCGAUGCUGCUCACCACCACUACCACCAACAACAACAACACCAACACUGCCACGAUUGUCGCCAGCAGGUGAACGCACACUCAGCUCAGGCCGCCAUUGCCGUCGCCGCCUACUAAACAAAUUUUACUUUGUUCCUAUUUUAAUGUGUAUUUACGCAAGUGUGUGCGUGUGUGUGUGGGUGCGUUUGCGGACGCGAUCGUCGGAAUGUGAUAGCGCAUUGGGAUUAUUAGGUUGGGGGGAGAGAUGAAGGGGCCAUUUUUGUUUUGUUUUCGGAACUCUGCAACUCAAAAUUACCUGUGAUGAUAAAAAACGCUGCCUGGCCCCUCUCAUCCCCGGUCGGGAAAUGCCGGCAGAACGCGGUCCGGAAGACAGUCCGGAAGUGCAGAGAUACUCUUCUUAUCACUCGACAUUCUUGCCAUUUUUUGUAGUUUUGUUUAAGUGUGUAAAGCCCGAGUGUAAUGACGCCGCCGUAAACGGUCACUGCCGCCACAGAGUACUUACUGUUGUUUUUUUCACUCUCUCUCUCUCUCUCUCUAUUUGUUGUUCACGUACAAGGAUAGUUUGCGGGAGCCGUUAAGUGUAUAGUGUAAGCACCGAAACCGUUCUGUUUGGCGGGAAACUUACUUUUGUAUUUACGUACGCAGCGAAUUAGUAGGCUUGUAAGGGUAGUUGCUUAGGAUACUGUAAUGUAUAAGGCUAGCGAAUGUUUUUUUCUUCUUAGGACAAUUAUUGCUUAUUUGUCUGGACAACGAGUUUCGUUAGACGUGUUUUGUUUUGUUUAUUUUAGAACAAUUUCCCUCGCCCUCUCCCCAUUUUCUUCCUCGAUUUCCUUUCCCAAGUGUUUUAUGUUUUAGUUCCCAACUUUCCUUCACUGUCCAAAUUUUAGUUUGUUGAGCCAAAAUGUUUAGUGUUUUUGGAAGCAAUAGCAGAAUGGUUGUUAAAAUUUGUUUGUUAAAAUUAUUUGUUUGUCUAUAAAAAAAUUUAAAAAAUAUGACAAAACUAGACAAAAAACGAGAUUGUUACCGAUAUUAUCUGUGUGUUAGAAGUAAUGUUAGCAGAAGCUCCACUAGGAUUGAGAUUUAUGUGUUUUAUUGAUUUGUUUCUCCGUUUUGUUAUGUUGUUCAAUCUUCAUUUGAUGAGAUUAUUUGAUGAGAUAACCCAAUUACUGCUAGCUAUUUGCAAUCGAGCGCAAAAUUUGCCAUUAGUUCGUAGGGAAUCAAAUUCAUAGAAGAUAGAAGAAAGCUCAGUUCAACGCUUUUCAUCCGUUGAAAGUGUGAUGUCUUAUAAGAGAUUAAACUGUUUUUUUGUGUUUUUCCUGUAAGCAUUCUGUUGAGUUGUUAUCUCAAAGCUCAAACACUAACUAACAAACAAACAAACAAAACGCUUCCACAAUCAGCUGUAAAUACGUGUGUGUGAGAGAGAUUGCGUAUUUUUGGGACCAUUAGCUAAUACACAGCCUAGCGUACAUCCUGUCGUCGCAGUGUGGACGGACGGACACGCGCUCAAUCUAAUCUAAGGCUAUUGUUUCGUUUCGUAUUAGUUCAAAUUUAUUUAAAACAAAUUUCCGUCCUCUGACCACUCCUCCGCUUGCGCUUGCCGCACAAGGGGGUGGUUUCAGGGCCAGGAGAACGCGGCAAGGAUAGACAAUCGUUAACAUAGUCGUGUAAGACAACGGUACAACCUAAGCGAAUAGCGUUUACUACAUUCAUAUUUCAUAUUUACAUUUACAACACAAAACACCACUUAGUAGUAGUAGAGCACGUAAGCCGCAAAUAUACAGAUGAAACACAUUAUUUUUACUCUCUCGUUCAGCCUAGGUAAAUAUGUUAAAGUUUGUGUAUUAUUUUUGUUCCACUUUAUGAUAGAGAUAUUUUAUUGGCGCGUUCAAACUAUUGUAUACUUUAUUUGCUAGCGAGUUGAGUGUUCUGGUGAGCAGAACUGGACCGGGGGUGGGGGAGAAAGCGACUUCCGGUUCCAGUUACGACUCGAGUGCGAUUCGUAAAGCAUCAUUCAGAGAACGGAUACGAAUAAAAUGUUCUGCAUUGCAACACAA